Messenger RNA from Mizuhopecten yessoensis (Yesso scallop), 1275 nucleotides. RefSeq lists its product as uncharacterized. Gene Ontology annotation, molecular function: zinc ion binding; nucleic acid binding. The transcript has 2 exons. The coding region runs from base 25 to 1125 and encodes 366 amino acids. NCBI's taxonomy places the organism in Eukaryota, Metazoa, Mollusca, Bivalvia, Pectinida, Pectinidae. The record is from RefSeq and is a predicted model, not a curated record.
AAGUUGGUUGCACAUUUCAAGGCAAUGAAGACCAAACCGAAGCUUGAUACUCUUGAGGACUUCCAGUCAUGGAUGAAGGAUCGUGUUUUGGCAGAUGAUGAAAAUAAGGAAGGUGAGGAUAGUAAGGCAAGAGUGAAGGAAGAGAUUCAUACCCAGUAUACCACCUCUGCCAUUCAGCACUUUCCUAAGAUUUCUCAUUUCUCAGGUGAUAAAGAUAAGAAGGAUGUACCAUAUGAUGUUUGGAGGAAAGAGGUUGAGUGUAUCGUUAGAGAAGGACAUCCUCAGCAUGCAGUAGCACAGGCUAUUAGAAGUUCACUGAAGGGAGAAGCUCUUAGAGUGAGAUCUAUUCUGCCAGCAUCCGUCACAACAGGGGAAGUUAUGGCAAAGAUGGACAGUAUAUAUGGUACUGUGGUAAAGUCAGAGAUGUAUCUUGCCAAGUUCUACAGUGCUCGACAGGAACCUGAUGAAAGUGUGUCGUCAUGGAGCUGUAGACUUGAGACGUUACUCUCCAAAGCUGUAGAAGGUGGACAAGUUGAGAGCAGACAGACCAACGAUAUGCUGUGCACCAUGUUGUGGCAGGGCCUUUGUUCUCCGUUGAAGGAUGUGACUGCUCAUAUACUGGAUCGCAUCAAGGUCUUUGAUGAACUUCGAGUUGCCAUACGUAGGUCUGAGGAAGAUCAGAACCAAAGAACUACAGAAGAAAAGACAACGGCCAAGAAACAUGUAGCUACUUCUAAGGCAGCUAUUGACACCCCUUCAGCUGAGGAGGGAGGACUUAAGGAGAUCAAGGGGAUUGUGCAGCAGCUAGCAGCAGAUGUCAAGAGUUUGAAGGAGGAUAACAAGCAACGGCGAGACAGUGAUAAAGGAUAUCAACAGAAGGAUACUUCGGGUUCCCAACAAGCUUAUGGAUCUCGGAAGUAUUACAACCAACAGGCAAAACGAUUCCCCAAUCAGCCACAACAUGGUGAUACGGCUGCUGGAUACUCGAACUCUGUUAAUCCUGAUGAACCAGUGUGUUUUCGUUGUGGAAGGGUUGGCCACAUCGCUUUAGGAUGCAGGGCGAAAGUGGAUAUUCAGGGGAAGGAUUUAAACGGACAGCGGCCAUCGUCAAGGGGCAGACGAUAGGCCGGGACAGGAACCCACAACCACCAGAUUUGAUUGGCUCUCCUACUGAAGUGUGUGUUUUAGUGGAAGGUUUCAAGACGAAAGCGUUGCUGGACACUGGCUCCACUGUUUCGUCAGUGAGUAAGUCAUUCCAUACACAGCACCUUAGUC